Messenger RNA from Porites evermanni, 948 nucleotides. NCBI's taxonomy places the organism in Eukaryota, Metazoa, Cnidaria, Anthozoa, Scleractinia, Poritidae. The record is from the annotation of a GenBank genome assembly.
AUGGACGGCUCCCCUACAUUCUCGAACGAUGAAAAGUUUUCGUCGGUCACAUGCUUUUAUUUCACAGCUCCAGUCUUCAUGACUAGUGGAACUCUUGCUUCGAAUGUUAUCUCCUGUGUAUUAACUUCUUUCUUUGCUUUGUGUUCCACUAUUGGUAACCUACUGAUCGUCAUUGCAAUUUGGAAAACAGCCUCACUUCAUAAGCCAGAAUACAUAUUACUUGGAUGGUUUGCCUUUUGUGACUUUAUCUUGGGAUUUAUCGCUGGACCAGCAUUUGUCGGUUUCAAGGCAGCUGAAAUAACGAAAAACUUUAAAAUAUACUGCGGUGCUCGGUUGACGUUCGAGUUUUUUUCACAGGUUGCUCUAAAUGUUUCAUUCGCACUGUUAACUUUUAUGACAAUUGAUCGUUACCUAUCACUUCAUCUUCACCUGCGAUACAAGGAGGUAGUGACGCAGAAACGAAUAACCAUAGCUGUGUUCGUGGCCUUUUGUGUUUCGAUAUCAAUGAGCAUGACUAGAUUCUGGCUGAGUGACAAGACCUUUCUUCUUAUGACCAAGUCAGUUAAAUUUGCCUUUUUGUGCAUAAUCGUGGCCGUGUACGUCAAAAUCCUCUUGCUCGUUCGAAGGCAUCAACUCAAAAUAAGCCAACACAGACCCUGGAAUUCUACAGACAGUUGCCAGAGAAAUUUAUUUGACUUUGCGCGGUUUAAAAAGUAUGCCUGCACAGUUCUCUUUAUCAUUGUCCUUAUCUUGGUUUGCUAUGUCCCAAUAACUGUUGUUAGCUUUUGUAAAGUUUAUGUCUGCACAGAGAAAGUAGAACAUGCAAAAAUUUUGUACACAUUUAUGGUUACGUUUGUUUUUCUCACGACAUCUUUGCAUCCACUUGUGUUUAUCUGGCGCACUAGAGAAGUUAUAGAAGCAAUUAACAGAAUCUUAUACAAACAAUAA